Molecule: messenger RNA, 210 nt
Organism: Ostreococcus tauri
Lineage: Eukaryota; Viridiplantae; Chlorophyta; Mamiellophyceae; Mamiellales; Bathycoccaceae
Product: unnamed product
Exons: 1
Coding region: 1-210 (69 amino acids)
Source: RefSeq, a predicted model, not a curated record
AUGCCGAGCACGCAAUCCGUGUACGUUUCCAUGUCCAUCCUCGCCCUGACGGGUCUCGUCGGCACCGGUGUCGCCAUCGGUAGCGGCGUCUCCAUGAUGACGAUGAGCAUGGCCCAGGAGGAACAGAAGCAACUCGCCGUGGCGUCCGUGAAGGAGGCCAAGGUGAAGGUCCCGAGCCGUGGAUUCGCCGCGAGCUCGAGCUCAAACUAA